AUGGCCGACGAGGAACACCAGCAGCACACCAGCCACCACCACGGCCACCAUUUCCUGGUGGUGGCCUACGGUAUCCAGAGCCACGUCAACCCAGCGCGCGCCCUGGCACACCGCCUCGCUCAGCUCAGCGACGUCGUCGACGGCUCCAUCCUCGCCACGCUCUCCGUGCAUGUCGCCGCCCACCGCCGCAUGUUCCCCUCGUCACUAGACGCGGACCAAUGCGCCGGCGAGGAGGAGGCCUGCAGCGACGGCGUCAUCUCCUACGUCCCCCACUCGGAUGGCUUCGACGACGGCUCCUUGCCCAGAACCCCCGAGGACUGGGCCCGCAGGCGGCGCGUGAGCACCGAUAGCCUCUCCGCCAUGCUCGCGCGCUUCGCCGCCGGCGGGAGGCCCGUCACGUGCGUUGUGUGCACGUUGCUGGUGCCCGCGGCGGUCGAGGUCGCGACGCGCCACGGCAUCCCCUUCGCCGUGUACUGGAUCCAGCCGGCCACCGUCCUCGCCGCCGAGUACCACUACUUCCACGGCUACGGCGAGGUCGUCGCCGCCCACGUCACCGAUCCCGCGUACGAGGUGAGCCUGCCCGGGCUACGCCGCCGUCCUCUCCGGAUACGGGACUUCCCGUCCUACCUCGUCGACACGACGGGCAGCCCGCUGGCCAAGUCCGUCGUCGAGAUGUUCCGGGAACUGUUCCAGAGCAUGGACCAGUGGCGGCCCAAGGUUCUCGUGAACACGUUCGACGAGCUGGAGGUGACCGUGCUGUCGGAGAUGAAGCGGCAUCUCGACGUGUUCGCCGUCGGUCCCAUGGUCGCCGCCGGUGGCUCAUCAAACGAAGAACGGACGAUCCAUCUGUACAAGCACGACGACGCCGACAAGAAGAGGUACAUGGACUGGCUCGGAGCUCAGCCGGAGAAGUCGGUGGUGUACGUCUCGUUCGGGAGCAUAGCGAGCUACACCAAGCAGCAGAUGGAGGAGAUGGUCGAAGGGCUGCUGCAGUGUGGACGGCCAUACUUGCUGGCCGUGCGCAGAGACGGGCUCGAGGAGGGUGCACGUCGCGUCCUGGAGAACACCACCCAGAGCAGCGGCGGCCAUGGGAUGGUCGUGGACUGGUGCAACCAGCCGGAGGUCCUGUCGCACCCGGCGGUCGGCUGCUUCGUCUCGCACUGCGGGUGGAACUCGACGAUGGAGGCCAUGGCCGCCGCCGUGCCACUCGUCGGCGUGCCCAGCAUGUUCGACCAGCCGACGAAUGCGCACUUGGUGGAGGAGGAGUGGGAGAUCGGCAUCAGAGGAGAGCGUAACAGUGAGGGCGUGUUAGCUGGGAUGGAGCUGGCAAGGUGCGUUGAGUUGGUCAUGGGUCAGGGUACGAAAGCAAUGGCGAUGAGGGAGAGAGUAAAGGCUUUGAAAGAGAGAGCUCAGCAGGCGGCAGAUGCAGGUGGGCCGGCUGAGAGAAACCUUCGGGAUUUUGUUAGCUCUGUCCAGCAGGUUUGUGGUUGUGUUAGGGUGAGUGAUAACUUUCGUCCUGUCGAAAUCGCUGAAGUCAUUUGUGGAAAAAACUGA
Molecule: messenger RNA, 1554 nt
Organism: Miscanthus lutarioriparius
Lineage: Eukaryota; Viridiplantae; Streptophyta; Magnoliopsida; Poales; Poaceae
Source: the annotation of a GenBank genome assembly